Solea solea (common sole) is the source of this 3233-nucleotide messenger RNA. RefSeq names its product RAS (RAD and GEM)-like GTP binding 2 (gene rem2). Gene Ontology annotation, cellular component: plasma membrane. Bases 661 to 1599 code for a protein of 312 amino acids. Lineage: Eukaryota; Metazoa; Chordata; Actinopteri; Pleuronectiformes; Soleidae. The record is from RefSeq and is a predicted model, not a curated record. Gene Ontology annotation, molecular function: GTP binding; calcium channel regulator activity; GTPase activity. The transcript is spliced from 5 exons.
AGAAACCUGUGCCUGUGAGCAGAAGGAAGUAAGGAAGCACUGUUUCACCACCACCACCAUCAUCACUCCACGCUCACUCAAGGACGCGCUCCCUUUCGACGCGCUACACACUUUGUUGGAGAGAGAGAGAGAGAGAGAGAGAGAGGGAGUGAGUAAGAGGAGGAGUAGGAGGAGUGGAGUAAGAAAGAUCCAGGUAUUAACUGGAUGUAUGGGGGAAAGCGCAGUCGCUGCUGGCGGAUGGCACAACAAAAGGACAAGAGAAGAUGUGGUGUGCUGAUGGCUCUCUGUCCUCCUCCUUCGCCCUAUAGGAAGUGGGCUUUUAUUCCAAACGGAGACGCAGGUGUAACCUCUUUAUCCCCACUGCUCCCUCCCAACAGCACCUUUCUCAGUUGUCCAUGCGCCGACCGCGCCUCCGCUUCCAAGUCAACACUGGGUGGGUUUUACGAGCUGGAGUAAGAAGAAGAAGAAAGAGAGCAAGAGGAAGAAGAAGAUCAUGUUAAAUGAAAUGUUUGUGCGCCGCUUCCUUCCGCCGCUGUGAAUGUGAUGAAGAUAAUGAUGAAGCGGCGUCUGCAGCUUGCACUGAUGACUUGAACCGGGGGCAGCACAGGAGGGUUGCACACUACAUCACUUAUUCCAUAUAGAGAAGAUUUAUUGAUAACCAUGGCUGACCAGUACAGUAUGUUUCUCACCACGGCGCCUCCCCUCCGGCGAGGAAGCACACCUCUGCCUGUCAAACACCAGCUGCGGAGGGAAGAGGCCGUAUCUGACGACUGCGAUUGGAUCCCGGGCUUGGAGGAGCCUGCUAUGUUGCCUAUCAGUGACACAGCUGUGGCUCGGGAUGAGUCUUUCGGCCAGUUGGCUGCCACCCAGCCGGCGUACCAAAGCCGUGGCGGUGCAUUGAGAAUAGUACUUUUGGGACAGAACGGUGUUGGCAAGUCAUCGCUGGCGUUGUCUUUGGCCGGGCAGUCGGACAGAUCCCUCUCUGUAGACUCUGAGACGCUAGCAGGUGGUUAUAGCACAGACGGUGAGGGCUACGAGUGCACGGUGACAGUCGACGACGAGGACAGCAAAGUCGUCGUUUUCGACAACUGGAAACAGGACUUGUCCACUUUGCAGUGCGAUGUGUGUAUCCUGGUCUUCUCGGUGACUGACAGGCGGAGUUUCCACCGCACCGCCCAGCUCCGCCUCCUCCUCAGGGAGUCCCAGCCACAAACACCAAUCAUCCUGGUGGGCAACAAGAGUGACCUAGUUCGCUCCCGUGAAAUCAGCUCAGAGGAGGCCCAGUCCAGCGCGAUGAUGUUCGACGGUAUCUACCUGGAGCUCUCAGCCUCCCUGGAGCACGGCACCAACGAGCUACUGGAGGCGGCCGUUCGCUCUGCGAGGGGUGACUGUGUCGGCCCCGGCUGGACCGACGGGGACCCCGGGUCGGCCCGCAGGGAGAGCCUGACCAGCCGGGCCAAGCGCUUCCUGGCAGGGCUGGUGCCGCGCUCGUACUGCCGAGACAGGGACCGAGGACGCUACCGGGAGAUGAGCCGGCACAGAGGCAGCAAGAUCCUACGUCAGAAGUCUCGCUCUUGCCAUGACCUCAGUUCAAUGUGACACGCCUACUUCUUACACACACACACACACACACCAGAUUGAAAGGUAUAGGGUAGGGAGCAAAGAUGAAAGAGGGGAUGAGGGUAACAUUGAGGAUAGAAGGGAAGAGCAAAAAUGGAGGCUACAUAAGGCUACAUCCACACAACUUGGGACGACACCCGCUGUCAAUCACACUGGAGUUCACUCAUCAUUCGCUGUGUUUCAUCAUCUAUGUUCCUCGAAAAUUGGAACGUAAAUGUGUUUUUCAUGUGCUAUUGAAGACGUGAGAAUUAGGCACAUUUUCCCACAGACGAGCGGAGUCACCAAUAUAAUCAAUAUCAUUUUUCUUCCAGGUGGGAUUCCUCCAGCAAAACGGGAGACUAGGCCCACUUCCACAUCCACAGUCUGUAUGACAAAAACAUGUGAUUUAGCACCAGACAUGCCUGAUAUCCACACUAUCCUGGCAUUCUGGAGCCCAGAUAACCAAAGUUUCACAAUGUAAGCACAGAUUUCAUGAAUGAACGUGAACCUGUAAACGUUUAUUCUUCUCCAUGAUGAACGAUGGCCCCUCUUUUUUUGAAGGGUUGAGUAUUGAUUGAAAAAAAUGUCAAUAUCAAUAUUUGGACUUUGAUACCAAUUCCUGAAAAAAAAAAAGCUUUUUUUGUGGUACAAAUUUUUAUUAAAUGUAUUUUAACAAAAAAAAGUACUCUACACAUUCUCUAGUUUAGCAUUUUGGUCUGGACGGACAGAAACAGAGACCUUUGGAGACGAUGAUGAUAACAGACUCAGACUGAAGGUCUCGGAAUCAGGUUCUGAACAAAAAAGCUCGGGUCAAAACUUCACCUUGAGGUCUCGUAACAGAAAUCCUCCCUCAUUAUAGAAGCAGUUGUAUGGAUGUAGCCUAACAUGAAUCAGUGAAAGCCAUUUUGCAGAAACAAAGUCUCCUGGAUUGAGGGUGGGGUGAAUCGGCGGGUGGAGUGAGAGGGAGGAGUCCACAAAUAAACACACACCCAAGUAGCACGCACUGAGUUCGUAUAGACGGAUAGCAAUCUGAUGUAAACGUAUCGUAGAGCCUGUUUUUCUAGCAUGUCACGUAGAGAGAUUGAAGUGAUCAUCCUGUAGGUUUUAUAAUAACAUGAUACUGGAUUUACUGUACCUCAGUGGCCAAUAGCUAAUGCACAAUCUAGCUAGUGUCUCUAGCAUUGCCAUCAAAAGCAAGUCCCUUUAUGUCUGGAAACGCUCCCCCUCUCUCUGCACAUACCAUCCUCACACUGCAUCCACUUUUUGUUUUCCCCGUACUGACUUGAAGAUGUGUUUGAUACACCAGGAAUUUCUCCUUUUUUUUUUACAUCAGCGUAAAAAGCCAUAUUUUGGCUGAAAGGUCGGCGCAAAGAACCCUUUACUGCAGGAUGUGGAGCGACAGGAAGUAAACGAAUAAUGACCGGACUGGACUAUUUCUGAAACACCCGCAGGACAAACGAGAGAAAAAAAGGAGAAGAAGGUGUUUUCAUUUUCUUUCUACCUGCCGACCUUAUUAUGUGUGUUGAGACUGACUUGUGUGGGAAUGUUCUGGAAACAUCUCAUUUCAUCCAGCAUGGCGUCGACACGUUCGUCACUGUCUACGAUGCACUGACAAUAAAUGCGUUUUUGUUUGA